AUGAAAUUGCCCUUUCUACGUAUCCUAGAAAAGAACUAUGGCCUGUUUUCUAAGCUCUUAGUCACACUGUCAAGACGUCGAAAAGCGGGUCACGAUGAUUCGAGUUGUGGAUACGCGCUUAUCAAGCUCGUGGAAGAGCGCACCGUCCGCCAAUUUGCCGCCUUGUGCCUCACCGAGCGCGCAAGCGUGGUGAUCACCAUGAUCGCUCCUGGCCUGUGCCGGACUGGUCUCGCCCACGAUGCCCGGAUCUUCACCCGAGACUAUGCACGCCGUGAUGGGGCCAUGAUGGCGCAAACGGCCGAGGAAGGCAGGCGCGCCAUCCCACACGGACUGAUGGUGUGGCCAUGGCAAAGUCUUGUCGGACGGCGAGCUCCAAGAAUUAAGGGUAUUUCCAUACCCGCUCGCUUUGACUGCGUAUCAGCGUCCAUUUCACUUCAGCGCUUUGGCUUCUCAAUGGCAGAGAUCUCGCUGAAACACGAAGCGGAAAUUGGUCGUCGACCGUUCGAAAAUUCCAUUGUGGUUGGUUUCACUAGGAUACCACCAGAGUUGCCUCGUUCUGUUCGGGUCCAGCGUCGGCUUUGUAGUUGCGGUGAAAUGCUAAUACCGAGAGGGUGCAGCCAGGGACAGUGGGGGCGCUUCGUUUGGCUAUUGCCAUGGACUCUCGCCCGCACAUACGAAGAGCUCAAACUGGAAUCUAAGCAGUACUUCGCUGGUGGGAGCACAAGAGCAUCGACGGCCCCACUUCCGUUUGGAGGAGAACGAGGAAGCUUUGCGUGGUUUUGCUCUCUCGCGGAGUUGAAGGUGAAGGAUGGUCUUGACCUGUUGGACCGAGAGGCCAUCGAGUCCGGGGCUGAUCCACCUCAUGUGGCCCGACAAACAUAG
This is a messenger RNA of Penicillium oxalicum, 882 nucleotides long. RefSeq lists its product as uncharacterized. The record is from RefSeq and is a predicted model, not a curated record. Lineage: Eukaryota; Fungi; Ascomycota; Eurotiomycetes; Eurotiales; Aspergillaceae. The transcript has 5 exons. Bases 1 to 882 code for a protein of 293 amino acids.